Messenger RNA from Lotus japonicus, 3045 nucleotides. Its product is annotated as pentatricopeptide repeat-containing protein At2g17140. Gene Ontology annotation, molecular function: protein binding. Bases 275 to 2899 code for a protein of 874 amino acids. The record is from RefSeq and is a predicted model, not a curated record. NCBI's taxonomy places the organism in Eukaryota, Viridiplantae, Streptophyta, Magnoliopsida, Fabales, Fabaceae. The transcript has 2 exons.
CGUGUUCUGGGUAAUGAGAUAAAGGUGUUCAUACUGAGGAACAAUAACGGUAAAUGAUUUACCGAUUGGUAUUUUGACAUCGGCAAAUCAUUUACCGAUGGGUAAUUUUGGAAUAAAAAAAAAAUGCUGGGGCGCGUAGCCUAAAGGGUGGGGUGCCAAACCCAAAUCCCUUACAAAACCUAUAAAAGGAACAAAACCGUCCAUGCCUAUUGAUGUCUUCAUUCACAGCAUGUCAACUCUUGUUCUAGCAGUGUGAACCUCGUACCUCACCAUUAUGGAUCAAACGAGGAAGCUGAUGCAAGGUGUUCUGAAGAACAGCAACAACCCGAAAUUGGCAUGGCAUCUCUUCAAGCGAAUCCUCUCUUCUCCUUCCACUUCCACUUCCACUCACCACCACCACCACCUCGUCGCCACCAUGGCACGCAUCCUUGUCACCGCCAACAUGCACCGUGAAAUCGACGACCUCCGCGAACUCAUUCUCACCCAGCAACCCCACCACAUUGCUCACCCUUCCCUCAUUUCCUUGCUUCAAGUCCUGGCUCAAUCACCCCACCACCUCGAUAAGGCUUUCUCCCUCUUCAAAUCACUCAGAGCUCAAUUCCCAUCACCCCCGCCAUCGCUUCCUUUGUACCACCACCUCCUCCGGUCAAGCCUCCACCAGAACCGCCCGCAUUAUGUCAAAUGGUUGUACUCCGACAUGGUGGAAGCUGGUGUUGACCCGCAUACCUACACUUUCAAUCUCCUGAUUCAGUCCCUGUGUGAGUCCCGGGCUCUUGAUCACGCCCGCGAACUGUUUGAUAAAAUGUCUGAGAAAGGGUGCCACCCAAAUGAGUUCACUCUCGGGAUUUUGGUUCGUGGGUUUUGUCGCGCCGGCCGGGUAAAACAGGCGUUGGAGCUUUUUAACAAGUCCUGUUGCAAUGUUAACAAGGUUGUGUAUAACACCCUGGUGUCUAGCUUUUGUAAAGAGGGGAUGAAUGAUGAGGCUGAGAGGUUGGUGGAGAGGAUGAGAGAGCAAGGAUUUUCUCCUGAUGUUGUGACCUUUAACUCUAGGAUAUCGGCGCUUUGUAGAGCCGGGAAAGUCCUGGAGGCGUCGAGGAUUUUCAGGGAUAUGCAGAUGGAUCAAGAAUUGGGACUUCCUAGGCCCAAUGUGAUAACUUAUAACCUGAUGCUUAAGGGGUUCUGUAAGCUGGGGAUGAUGGAGGAAGCGAGGUCUUUGGUGGAUACUAUGAAGAAAAUUGGUUAUUUUGUCACUCUGGAGAGUUAUAAUACGUGGUUGUUGGGGUUGCUUCGAAAUGGAAAGCUUUUGGAGGCUCGGUUGGUUCUUGAUGAAAUGGUGGAUAAAGGUAUUGAACCAAAUAUUUACUCUUAUAACAUUAUGAUGGAUGGUCUGUGCAGGAACCAUAUGCUGUCAGAUGCCCGAAAGUUGGUGGAUGUGAUGAUAAGCAAUGGCGUUUACCCAGAUACUGUUACUUAUAGCACUCUCCUUCAUGGCUAUUGUAGCAAAGGGAAGGUUCUUGAAGCUAAAGCUGUUCUUCAUGAAAUGAUUAGGAAUGGUUGUCAUCCGAAUACUUAUACCUGUAACACUUUGCUGCAUAGCCUGUGGAAAGAGGGGAGAAAAUUAGAAGCAGAGGAAAUGCUUCAGAAGAUGAACGAAAAACGCUAUCAAUUAGAUACUGUGACCUGCAAUGUAGUGGUCAAUGGUCUCUGUAGAAAUGGGGAAUUGGAGAAAGCAAUUGAAAUUGUGAGUGAGAUGUGGACUAAUGGAACAACAUCCCUUGCUAAAGGAAACUCUUUUGCAGGUCUAGUUAAUUCAAUCCACAAUGUAUCUACCAGCUUGCCUGAUGUGGUCACAUAUACAACCCUAAUUAAUGGACUUUGCAAAGUCGGGAAGCUUGAGGAAGCCAAAAAGAAAUUUAUUGAGAUGAUGGCGAAAAAUUUGCACCCUGAUUCUGUGACAUAUGAUACUUUCAUAUGGAAAUUCUGUAAAGAAGGGAAGAUAUCAUCAGCCUUACGUGUCUUAAAGGAUAUGGAGAGAAAUGGUUGCAGCAAGACUCUUCAAACCUAUAAUUCAUUGAUCUUGGGCUUAGGAAGUAAAGGGCAAAUAUUUGAAAUGUAUGGAUUGAUGGAUGAGAUGAGAGAAAGAGGGAUAUGUCCAGAUAUUUGCACUUACAAUAAUGUAAUUAGUUGUCUUUGUGAAGGAGGAAAAACAGAGGAUGCUACUUCUCUUUUACAUGAAAUGUUGGAUAAGGGCAUAUCUCCCAAUAUAUCUUCCUUCAAAAUACUGAUUAAAUCCUGCUGCAAGUCUAGUGAUUUUAAAGUUGCAUACGAGCUUUUUGAGGUAGCUUUGAGUGUAUGUGGUCAUAAAGAAGCCCUGUACAGUUUUAUGUUUAAUGAAUUACUUUCUGGAGGACAACUCUCGGAAGCAAAGGAGCUGUUUGAAGCUUCAUUAGAUAGAUUUCUUCGAUUAAAGAAUUUCAUGUAUAAAGAUUUGAUUGACAGACUGUGCCAGGAUGAAAGGUUAGAUGAUGCUGAUUGCCUUCUUCAUAAAUUGAUUGAUAAAGGAUACAGCUUCGACCAUUCAUCGUUCAUGCCAGUGAUUGAUGGCUUAAGUAAAAGGGGAAAGAAACAACAAGCUGAUGAACUAGCAAAGAAGAUGAUGGAAUUGACUUUGGAAGAUAGAACAGUCAAUAGGACUUAUCAAAAUGGAAAUAGGAUCUUUCCUGGAAAACUGGAUAAGGAUAAUGGAAGUGAGUGGCAGGAUAUAAUUAACAGAGGGGGUGGCACUGGACUUGCAUUGAAAACUCUGAAGCGUGUAGAGAAAGGCUGGGGUCAAGGAAGUAUAUCAAGUUUGCUGCCUCAGAAGAAUGAUUUUCUUGAUUACUAUGAUGGCAGUGCUUAAUUGUUGGAUUUUUAGGGUAUUUUAACUUUUUUCUUUCAACCCCAGGUGGGGGAGAAGGGAGUAGCUGAAAGAAGAAUGUAAAGGUCUGAGGUUGGACAUAUACAAUAUCUCUUUGUAAGUAAUGCAGAGGUUUUUAUUCUUUAUUA